Molecule: messenger RNA, 219 nt
Organism: Linum tenue
Lineage: Eukaryota; Viridiplantae; Streptophyta; Magnoliopsida; Malpighiales; Linaceae
Source: the annotation of a GenBank genome assembly
AUGGUUCAGGUGCUUGGCUGCGGAGUAGAGGCUCGGCCGUUGAACAUAUUGAGGGCCGAUGCGCAGAGCAGCGGCAGUGGCGGGAGCUGGUGGGCCGAUGCGGCCUUCUGGGACGGGCUGGCUCUUGGGGCAGUAAAGCAAUCGGGGCCCAGCCCGGACGUUGGAAACAGCUUCACCGAGGCCGCGAACGAUGGUCCCAGUCCCGGAGUGGGCCACUGA